UUUUGCUUCUCUCUUCACUACUCCAUUCUAACUCUCUUUGCUCCUCCUCAUCUUGGUUUUAGUUGGUGUGGGUGAGGUGGGGGGAGGGUUUUUAAUUUGGUUUUGAAGCAAAGUUUUGGGAAAGAUGAUGAGUGGGAGAAGCAGCAGGUACCCUUUCACUCCAUCACAAUGGCAAGAGCUGGAGCACCAAGCCCUCAUUUACAAGUACAUGGUUUCAGGGAUCCCCAUCCCCUCUGAUCUCAUCCUCCCCAUUAGAAGAAGCUUCCUGCUUGACUCCACCAUCACCUCUCCCUCCCUUGCCCUCCCUCCUCAUCAGCCCCCCUCUUUGGGAUGGGGAUGUUUUCAGCUGGGGUAUGGCAGGAAGGCAGAGGACCCAGAGCCUGGGAGGUGCAGGAGAACAGAUGGCAAGAAAUGGAGGUGCUCCAAGGAGGCUUAUCCUGAUUCCAAGUACUGCGAGAAGCACAUGCACAGGGGCAAGAACCGUUCAAGAAAGCCUGUGGAAAUCUCUCUCGCCAACUCCUCCUCCUCCUCCUCCUCCUCUUCUUCCUCCUCCUCCUCUUCUUCCUCCUCCUCUUCUUCUUCUUCCUCUUCCUCUUCUUCUUCUUCCUCUUCUUCUUCUUCCUCUUCUUUAUCACACGGCCUCUCUCACUACCCUUCUUCUCUCUCCAUCUCUGCCGCACCGGAGCCCCACCACCACCUCCUCUACCCUUAUUACGGAACCAGACCCCCCUUCCACUGGGACAACACCUCUCCUUACUCUGCUGAGAAAGAUUACAGGUAUGGUCAUGGAAUGAAGGACGAGUACUCUUUCGUCUCGGAGGCCUCAGCGGGAGGGAGGGAGAGCUCGUGGCAGUUUAGGCCGCUGGGGAUGAGCUCCUUGGGAGACCCAAAACAUGGCUCGAAUGAGCUUUUCAAGGAAGCAGAAGAGGAGGAGGCCAAGCAGCAGCAGCACUGCUUUAUUCUGGGAGCUGAUUUUAAGCUCGAAAAGCCCGCGAAGACGGAGCGAGCCGAGCACGGCGAGGGCCAGAAGCCGCUGCGCCAUUUCUUCGACGAGUGGCCGCCGCAGAAGAGCAAGGAUUCGUGGAUGGACUUGGAAGGCGAGAAUGCCAGCUUGGCCUACUCCAAGACCCAGCUCUCCAUCUCCAUCCCCAUGGCUCACCACGACUUCUCCAUCGCCGCCCCCCGAUAUCGAAAUGAUGAAUGAGGUAUCAAGAGCUUUUUGAGAUGCAGUUGCUGCAUUUUUUAGUGUCUUCUUCUUCUUCUUCUUCUUCUUCUUCUUCUUCUCUUUCCUUUGUGUGUUCUAAGUUACUCAUUUUGUUUUACUCUCUAAGUUUGUAGGAAGCUAUGUGUUUGAGAUGUCCUUUUUUUCAUAUUAGAUGAUCUAUGUUGUGUUUGUUC
Ananas comosus (pineapple) is the source of this 1398-nucleotide messenger RNA. RefSeq names its product growth-regulating factor 1-like. Gene Ontology annotation, cellular component: nucleus. The transcript is spliced from 4 exons. Lineage: Eukaryota; Viridiplantae; Streptophyta; Magnoliopsida; Poales; Bromeliaceae. Bases 125 to 1204 code for a protein of 359 amino acids. Gene Ontology annotation, biological process: regulation of DNA-templated transcription; developmental process; DNA-templated transcription. The record is from RefSeq and is a predicted model, not a curated record. Gene Ontology annotation, molecular function: ATP binding.